CUGUUGUGCAUAUCGCUGACUGCUGUAAAAAUUUUAAGUUAUUAGUAGUUAUUACUAGUAAUAAUUUUUUAUUUGUAUCGGCUACAGGUAGUGGUGGAACUAAUCUCUGUAUUUCUAUUUCUAUCUGAUAAAUGAAGUCUGGUAUUGGAGGGUUAUUUCUUCGGAUGUAAGCUGUAAUUCCUUGUGUAUCAUGGCAGCAUCUCCAGGAGAAGUAAUCGAAAAUGCGACUGCCAUCGAGUCUGACGAUUUUGACAUCCAAAGGCAGAAUGCGUUAUGGGCAACGGUGUUCUCUGGAUUAGGGACCAUCAAGGAAAUCCUGCUCAGAUCCCUGCAUUCUGAUCCAUCCAUUGUCAGCAAUGCCGCUCAACGGCCAGUGGGCGAACGUUCGCAUUUGGCAGCGGAGUUGAUGGAACAAGAACUCCCAGUAACGAACAGCGAGCAAGUUUCGAAGACCAAGUACAGUUUUUUACUGGAUGAAUCUGACAGUUUGCGUAAUACCAGUGACAUAUAUGUGCUGGAUGGAUUGAAAGACGAGUUGGAAAAAUCGACAGACAAUCGCGGCAGCGCUAGCACAGAUCGCGAUGCCAAAAUUAUUGCUUUGGAAGUAGAAAUCAAUCAGCUCAACGCGGCUGUAGCACGAUUUCAGACCGAUCUCCAAUAUGAACGAAAAGAGAACAUUGGUCUGCAGCAGCUAAACGACCAGUUAUACUCUGAAUUAGCCGAGUUGCGGGCGCUGAUUUCUCGGUUGCAAGAUCGCAGCCAGGUCAAUAAUGUUCAGUCGCAAACUGAACCGCAAGACAAACCCAGCAUGUUAUCAAAGGAGCCAAAGAAGGGCAAGGCUAUUUUACGAACGGAAUCGCUGGAUCGAGGAAAGGAUGUGGAACGGAUACUGUCGGCGCAGGAUGCGGAAAUCCGGCGGCUGCGUGCCGCGGCGGUCAACAACUCAGAAUUGAUGGUGGUUAUCUCUGAUCUACGACGCCAGUUGAGCGAUCGGUCAGCACAGGUGGAAUUAUUAAAGAAAGAGCGAGAAAGCGUUGGGUCUUUUAUUACUUGUGAGAACGCAAUUCUGCAUUUACACACGGACAAGAAUUUUUCUGACGUGCAGCUGAUAGCCAGCGAAUCUUAUUCCCGAGUUCCGGAAGCCCAAACAUGGACCGGCUCUCUUACAUCUCUUCAUUCCGAUUCUUGUCGUUUUGAUGAAGAAACGGCGUUUGAUCAUCGUUUAUCUCGACGAGCUUCACAAAAUUCAGUCUCGAGCCGAACAGAAUCUUAUUCGUUUCGGUACAAUGACAAUACACCUUCGCGCAUGGAAGAACUAGAACGCAGAAACAGAGCACAAAAGCCGCAUCUGAAGUCAUCCUAUCCUGUGGAGUCCCGAGUGUCAGCCUGGCGUCAGGAUCCAAAUGUUUCGACUUCCGGUGCUGGAGAGGAACGUAACAAAGACGAAAAUGUAGCGGCGGCCGCUUUUCUUUCGGAAAAAGUCGAAAAACACGAUGAUGUUCCAAAGAAACAUAAGGGUUUCUUCAAGAAGAUACAGGACGCUCUUCAUGUGAAUGUGUCAACAACGAAGGAAAAGAACUUAAAGAACAGUUCGGAAAAAUUUACGUUUGCAGGCACCGGUUGAAAAGUCGUUGGCGUUUACCAUUCAGAUUACUCCGGAAAAGAAAACAAAAUCUGUUAAGGCGAAAAAAGCCUUGUGAAAAGGAAAAC
Messenger RNA from Paramacrobiotus metropolitanus, 1710 nucleotides. RefSeq lists its product as uncharacterized. The transcript is spliced from 8 exons. The record is from RefSeq and is a predicted model, not a curated record. Bases 191 to 1624 code for a protein of 477 amino acids. Lineage: Eukaryota; Metazoa; Tardigrada; Eutardigrada; Parachela; Macrobiotidae.